Messenger RNA from Racocetra fulgida, 2553 nucleotides. The record is from the annotation of a GenBank genome assembly. Lineage: Eukaryota; Fungi; Glomeromycota; Glomeromycetes; Diversisporales; Gigasporaceae.
AUGGUGCUAUUACAUUCUUGGCUAGAAACUUCCAAAAACAAUUUCAUAAAUUAUAAAGAAUUGAAGCGUGCUGCCAGGGAUUCGCACGCUAUUGUUAAGCGAGCGUGCUACUACUUGAAAAGUGAUUCAAAGUCAAAAGUCAUAAAAUAUGACCUAGAAGAAUUUUAUGAUGAAGAUAUUAGUGCUACUACGGACGAUGAAUUUUAUUUGCUUGUAGAAUAUGCUGAUCAGGGAGAUUUGGAGUGUUAUUUGAACAACCACACACCAGAUUGGACUCAAAGAAUAAAAUUUGCUACUCAAUUAGCCAGUGGGCUUAAUUUUCUUCAUAGUCAGGAAAUAGUACAUUUAGAUUUAAUUGAUGAGAUUGUUCCAUAUAUCGAACCUCGAGAAUUAAAGCUCUGUGCCGAACAAAAAAAUGAUUCUCAAAGUUGUAUUCAAAGGCAACCUUACGUGAAUAUACCACGUUGUGAUGUAGUCACACAAGUUAUUAAAGGUUGGAGAGAAGAUGUUAUUCCUAAGACUCCUGUUAAAUACUAUGAGCUGUACCAAAAUUGUUGGGACGAUGAUCCAGACAAACGUCCGGAUUGUUCAAAGGCCUUGACGAUACUUGAAACAAUAGAUGUAAAUGAAAUAACUGACACUAGAGAAAACGUCAUUUCAUACGAUACCAUGGGUGAUGAUUAUCGGUUUUAUGGUGACAUUUCAGGUCAUGAAAUAGAGGCCGAAACAGAAACUUUAAUAAUGCAAGAAUCUGACAAAAAAUUACUUUUACACCAUUGGAACUUAUGUAAAGGGCUAAAUCUUCAUGAAAAUACAAAUAAUUUAAUCUCUAGUAAAAGAGAUCUAAUAGGUGACAAUGAAAUCAGGUUUAUGAAAUUUAAAAAAAAAGCUUGCAUAAAAAUUUAUACGAAUAAAAGUCAAGUCACUGAUGAAUUUGCUGAAAAAAUCGAGGAUGCACUAAGUAUAGCAGAGCAGGGAUCGGAUUGUAAAGUACUUUUUGGUUUGCUUAAAGAUUAUGGUGAAUUUAUAGCCCAGAGAAUUGAAAUCGGAGGUGCACUUAUGGUCGAAUACAACUCGUAUAACUCACGUUUACAGGACAUUGAAAUUCUGAAAGCCCAAGUGUAUUGGGCUUAUGAUCAAGUUAUGUCGGGGAAACCUAAUGCAUUUGAUCAAGUUAAAUUUGAUAAUUUUACAAUGACAGAUGCAAAUGACAAUAAAAAAAUUACUUCUGGUCAUGAAUUAAAGGAUUGGAUGAAAAAUUUUUACGAACAUAAUAAAGGAUACAUUAUAUCUUUUAACAAAAUUAUUCCAGCAUGUCGCCUCCUUAAUAAUGAGAUUAAGCAGAAUUUACGUAAAGUUCUUGAAAAAUUCCAUGAUGAUAAGACCAGACAAUUUCUCGAAAAAUUCAAUGAUCCUCUUAUUAGAGAGUAUAUCCCAAAUAUGGAGGAACAAUUCACAAAGUGUGACAUAAAUGAUUGGAUUUCAUGUUUGCAAAAAAUUCAUCUAUGUGACUGGGUUAACAAUUUACGUUUACGUCACGGUUUAACCAUUAAACCAACUAGGAUAGGGCGUGGGCCCGAUGUUGUGAUUAAUUUUACUAGAAUACCUGAAAGUCGCUCACUGAGUAACUCUUAUAUGUAUUUGCAAAAACCUUCUAGCAAAAAAGAAGUAUUUACUUUAAAAAAUCGUAUUAAAUUUAGUGAUAAUAACAUACCAUUUUUGUCUGAUAAUUUCCAUCCUAUAUUUGAUGAUCGACCAAAUUCUGAAGUUCUUUGCUUUAUUGUUUCCGAAAAAAUCGAACUGAUUAUUAAAUUAGAUAACAUUGAAUCUUCAGAAAUUCUUAAGAGAGAAGUAAAUGAAGCAAUCGACAAUGAUUUUCCAUUUAAUAGUUUGAAACGAGUUUUUGACAAAUUCGGACAUCUUUGUCCUCAAAAAAUAAUACUUGGUUGGACUGCAUCAAGGAGCUAUAAUUCUAUCAGCGAAAAUGAACUUAAGAAUGAUGAACUUUCAUUGGAUAUGAAACACAUGGAUGAUAAAGAUAUAUUGCAGCCAAAAAUUAUUGAUAAAUUACGAGAGUGGAGCAAUUUGAAUGAAAGACUGGAUACUUCUUUUUUCAUGGAUUCUAACGGUAAAAUUGUAAAGGAUUGUGAUAUAUAUUUGCAGUUACGAAAUUUUAACGAUUUAAGAAAUAAAUACUUGGACUCUCAAGGAAAAAAACAGUGGCAUAAAUUAUAUUCGCAGUUACAGAUAGUGAGGUGUGAAGAUUUAGUCCCUUUGUAUAAAGUCCUGCCAAAAAAUAUGCAGAAAACUGUGGAAGAUAUAAUUUCUGACAAUUAUCGGAUUAUCAUGACCGGUGCCGCGGAAAUCAAACGAGAAAAUCAAACGUAUGUAAAUAUUAAAUUUAUGAAGCCUCUUCAAGACAACGAUUUUGAAAUGUUUGGAAAUUUAUUCAUUGAUGGUAUGCAAGGGAUAUCAGAUGUGAUGAUUCGAUUUAGUUUGGCAAAUCAAUACGGGUGUCGAGCUGUGAUUCAUAAACCUGAAACCAAAAGGUAG